AUGGUCCAUUUGUUCUUCUCUCGUUUAAAAGUCGCUUGUGCAACUCGCCAUGGCAAGUCGCACGACAAGACCCACCAAUCAUCCCCUCAACCUGUACUCCGUACAAAGUCUGACAAGGCUGCCAAGAAGAUCUUCAUCACACUAAGUGCAGCUGGUGCCGCCCACAUUACCCAAAAUCCAGCAAAUACGGCCCCCAGCUUGCAUUAG
Penicillium daleae is the source of this 207-nucleotide messenger RNA. RefSeq lists its product as uncharacterized. The record is from RefSeq and is a predicted model, not a curated record. The transcript has a single exon. Bases 1 to 207 code for a protein of 68 amino acids. NCBI's taxonomy places the organism in Eukaryota, Fungi, Ascomycota, Eurotiomycetes, Eurotiales, Aspergillaceae.